Molecule: messenger RNA, 801 nt
Organism: Candidozyma duobushaemuli
Lineage: Eukaryota; Fungi; Ascomycota; Pichiomycetes; Serinales; Metschnikowiaceae
Exons: 1
Coding region: 1-801 (266 amino acids)
Source: RefSeq, a predicted model, not a curated record
AUGGGACUCAAGGACAAGAUUAAGAGAGGUUCGAAAAUUUUCAUCAACGACCCCAAUGGCAACGCCGCCAACGGGUCUAGCAAGACUGAUGCUCCAGAGGCAGUUGACACUGCCGAGGGGGCUAAAGACUCCGCCGCUGUGGACGAGGUAGACUCGGAGGCUGUCAAGACCAAGGCCAAGGAAGAGGCCUCUAAGAAUAUCGAGGAGGCUACCAACAAUGUCGAGGCCGAGGCCAAGGAGGGCGCCAACACCGCCACCGAGAACGGCGAGAAUGCUGCGAAGGAAGUGUCUGAGACAGCAGAGACCACGGGUGCCGAUGCAGAGGGUGAAGCCACAAAGGCCACCGAGGCCUCUAAGGACGCCGCUGCCGAUAUCCCCACCACCACCAAGGAGAAGGCUGCCCAGGGCGAGAAGGCCAAGAAGGACGUGAAGGACUCCUCUUACAAGAACGACAAGAAGGACUUCCUUAAGCGUUUGAUCGGCAAGUUCAAGAAGAACAAGACCGAAAAGCCUGCUGCCGCUGCCGCUACUGCGGACUCCGAGACGGCUGAGGAGGCCAAGGAGUCAAACUUGAGCACCGACGCCGCCAAGACUGCCGCCGCCGCACCAGCUUCUGAGGAGGCCGCUACCACCUCUAAAGAUGCCACCUCUGCCGCUGCCGCUGCUGCCUCUGAGUCUAAGGAUGCCAAUUUGCCUGCUGUCGAGAAGGUGAAUGACGAGGUCCAGGCUGCUGCCAAGGCCCUCGGUGAACAGACCGAGGAUAAGGUUGCCGCCACCAAGGAGGCCAUUGCGGCCAAGUAG